This is a messenger RNA of Portunus trituberculatus (swimming crab), 5320 nucleotides long. RefSeq names its product protein spire-like (gene spir). The record is from RefSeq and is a predicted model, not a curated record. Gene Ontology annotation, molecular function: actin binding. Gene Ontology annotation, cellular component: cytoplasmic vesicle membrane; cell cortex. Lineage: Eukaryota; Metazoa; Arthropoda; Malacostraca; Decapoda; Portunidae. Gene Ontology annotation, biological process: Golgi vesicle transport; actin filament polymerization; intracellular transport.
CAUCCCGCUCAGUGGUGUGUCAGACCCUGUGGCGUGAGGAUGUCGGAGCGCACGUCCAAGGGAUGUGUGUUGGACGCGCGUGGGUGCAUAGAUCUGGAGAGUAUCUUGACAGGCUUUGGUGCGCCCAUAUCUGAGGAGCAGGCGUGGGCCUUGUGUUAUACAACUGUUCAGUGCUUCUUUGACAUCAAGGACAGGGAGAAGCCCAAGGUGUCGCUGUCGCCCAGCCUGUCACAUGUCAUCCUGCACAAAGAUGGUUACGUGCACCAAGAGACCCUGCUGCCCACCGAGACCCAAGGAAGGAGUCGGGUCAGGGCUGCGUCUGAGGGCAAGCUGGUGUCAGAGCUCGGCGUGUUGCUGUACCGCGCCUUGGACUUCAGCCUGGCCAGCGAUGAGGAGCGUGACCUGUCGCCCUCCCUCAACCACCUCAUUGACCUCAUGACUUCGGCAGAGUGUGAAGAGCGAGGUGAAACAGAUGACGAGGGCAUCGAGCGGGAUUCUGGGGACUCUGAGGACGAGAUGGACCGUUCUGCCAACUUCACCAUGGCCGAGGCACUCCAGGUGUGCGAGGGGCGGCUGAGCGGCGGCGGCCUGGAGGGCGGUGUCAGCGAGCACUACCGGGCGGUGAUCCGGGCGCUGGUGGCGGAGGCGAUAGACCUGGCGUCCUUCCUGCAGCGGAUGGCAGGCAAGAAAUUCCCCACACAAGCCUCAGACCUCCUCAGCUCCGAGCAUGACCUGCGGGAGUUGCAGUGUGAAGACUGGGCGCGUCUGUGGAUCCAAGUGAUGCGAGAGCUGCGGAACGGCGUGAAGCUGAAGAAGCUGGAGUACUCAAGGGGCCCCAUCGAAUACGCCCUCACGCCUUACGAGAUGCUCAUGGAUGACAUCAGGUCUCGGAGAUACACGCUCAAUAAGGUGAUGGUGAACGGAGACAUCCCGCCUAGAGUGAAGAAAGACGCACACACCAUCAUCCUUGACUUCAUCAGGUCCAGGCCGCCGCUCAGAAAGGCGUCGGAGCGCAAACUUCUACCGCCGCCUCGUAAGAUCUCCUCGCCCAUGGAGCUGCUGAUGGAGAGCAUACGGAAGGAUCACACGGCCACGCUUAGACAUGUCAACACCCCUCAACGCACGCGCCCCAUGUCCAUGGUGGAGACCCGCACCCCAGUAAUGGGCCUGGAUCCCACACCCAAGCCACAGCGGAAGCUCAUCCAGGCGCCCAGGUUCAACAUUUCAGCGGAGGAAGAAGAUGACGAUGACUUGAGUGACAUCCCGCCCUCCAGUCCCCGCCUCGGCUACUCCUCCGUGGUAGGCACUGUGCGUAGCCCUGGAUCCGGCUCCCCUGAGAGCCCUCAGUCCCCGCUGACGUCACCCUGGUCUCGAAUGGCCUUCGACUUGGUCAACUAUGGGAACACAGGAACACCCGAGCGGCGGCAUUCCAUCACGCUAUGUGAGACGCCCUCGCUCAACCAACACUCCUCAGCCUCGCUCAGCCCGCCCACUUCGCUGCCUCAGUCUCGCAACACUACGGCGCCCAGCUCGCCCGCGCACCAGGACUACCUUCCCUCCACCUCGCAGACUCAGAGGGACUUCCUGUCGUCGGCUCACUUCUCAGCCAAACUGGACUGCCUGGCGCUCACCCUUGAGGAAGUGGUUCACAUUCGCAACGUUCUAACCAAAGCUGAUCUAGAGGCCCUGCCCCUUGAUCUCACCAUCAAGGAGGAUAUGGCCAAAGGAAAGAUAUGCUUCCUCUGCAUGAAGACCAGAUUUGGCUUCUUCGGUCCUCGAGGCACCACCUGUAGGCUUUGUAAGAGGACAGUUUGCAAGAAGUGUAUCACCAAGAUGCGAAUACCCACUGAACACUUCUCCAACAUCCCAGUGCAGAUGCUGACACCUCAGUCCCUGUCUCCACGUGAAGAUGAGGAAGAUUCUGUCUCGCUGCCACGAUCUAUACUCUCUAGACUCACGUUUAACAUCUCAGAACACAUCGGUAAGCGUUCUCAGGUAAAAGAGCCUGAGGAGCAAAAAGCAAGUGGUAACCUCCCAUCUAAGGAGCUGCCUCUACCUGGGAGUGGCACCACCAGCAUGACCAACAGCACAGCAGAGCGACGAGACAGUGUCAGUGGCAGUGUGGGGUCUGCUCCUUCUUCACCAGCCACCUCACGGGCAUCUGAUGGGCCAUCUUCCCUGCCAGCACAGCCCCCCGUUCCUUAUGUCAAUGAGGCCAUUAAGAAAGUUCGCUUCAGUUCACCUCGACGUGUCACGAUUAAUCGCUCUUAUACCAUUGGUCGCCGAGGCCGCCCAUCUUGGCCACACCACAAACGACCUCCAAGGCUGGUACGUGCGAGGACGCUUGCUAUUAGUGAGUGCAGAGUUAUUGAGAAGCAACUUACUGAGAAGCAGAAGCAGAGGUCCCGGGCCAUCCCGCAGCCAACAGAGGAGCACCUGCGAGGGGAGCUGAUGUCAGUGUGUGGGGACUGUAAGGCAAUGGUGCUGCAUAUCCUUGCCUCCAUCAAGGUGCGUCGAGAACAGCAAGCAGCUGGCUCAACGCCCCAUGACUCACCAAGACACCACCUGCACCUCAACCUGAACCCUGUGUACCACUAGACAUAACUGUCACAGCUCACGGCGCCAAAAUGUUCUCUCGUGGAUUCCUGACAGUUCACUAAAAGAAUGGAAUGCUAUGUGAAUGUUCUUAAACACUAAAAGAGAUCAUCCAUUCCUUCUAACAAUGAAAAAUAAAUGUAGCUUCAGACUUCUCUUGAAUACAGAACUCUGGUCUACAUGAAACAUAAUGAAUGAUUCAAAGAUAAAGAACACUUAUAUAUGUAAACAUAAUCUAUUUCAUCAUCGUAGAGGUAAGAACAUGUUGAGUGUAGGAAUCAAAUACUAGAAUCACUGUGUCUUUCAUUCAACAUUUGACUGGCUGAUCCAGUGUUUCAGCAACAAGAAUAUCAGCAGGCAAUGGCCAAGCUUUACUCAAACACAACCAACAACAGUUCAUAAUGUAUAGUCUGAAAGGCACCAUGAAAUACUACUCACAGUAAUAUAGCAAAUUGUAACUGUGCUUUUAUAUUUCAUUUCAGUUGAACAUUACAUAAAUACAUAGGUAGUUUAGUAUCCCAAAAUUCAUUGUGAUAAAAGUAAAGAGUAUAUUUUUUGAAAUCAACAUGACAAUAGGAAAUGAGGCUUUAAAGAUAGACUCCCUAAAAUGUGUUACUUCAUGUUAGAGACAAUAUAUUUUUGAAUGUUUUAUGUUUUACUUAUUUUGGUUAACAAACUUUCCCAGUAUUAAGAGAGAAAAGAUAUUUUGAUGUAUGAUGUUAAUGCCAAAGGCAAUCAUUGUGAUGAAUGCACAUGUGACAUCCUGAGCUUUGUGCUGAAGUUCUAGAGACCAGUCCUAUUACUCCAGUAUAUUAGUGGUUUCUUUGAUGUUUCAAACUUAUAUAUUUCUCUCCUUUGAUGUUGACAAUAUUAUUCACAGUUGGCAUUUUGUGAAUUUAGUGAAAAUCCCAAUGGAUUAGUUACUGAAUGUUCAUCCAUGCAAAUAUCGCUUAAUACUCUAACUUGUUGGAUGACUUCCAAGUGAGUGGACCAUACCACUCUGCUGUACAAUAGUGGGCAGCCUUGGCGUCAUAUUGAGGCCGGAGGGUGCUGUAAUUACUUACUGUAUUCUUGGUUAUGUGGGAGAUUAGUCCGUAUAUAUAUAAAGAGAGUGCAGUGAUAUAAUAUUCAAGUGCAUAAUUUUUUUUCUUGUGAUCCAUAGGCUAAUAACAUUCCAGGCUGCACUCCCUCUGCUGUACAAUAACUCCCAGCAGUCAGCAGAGGGGUGUAGGCAAUAGUGUCUCCACUAUGACUGUAAGCACGUAGUCUCUUAUUAAUUGAAUUUUUUGUAAAUAUUAUAUAUACAUUUUUCUCAUGUACAUAGAGCCUCCUUUUCAUUUAUAAUUGGAUGAUUCUGACUUCACAAGUUCAGUUCUGCCUUUUUAAUUUUACCUGAAGUACAGUCACUAUUGUAUAGUUUGGCUUUGUUUAAUUUUAGCCUGUCUUGUGUAUGUGUGAGUGACAUAAUAGUUUUUCAGUGAUUUGCAAGGUGUAAUGAGUUUGCCAUAGUUUCUUCCCAUUCCCUGUGUCCACCCAGGUCCAGCUGCAACACAUCCUGCUGGAGCCUGGGAACAUUUUACCAUUGCACAAACUUAUUACUGCUGAAUAUAUGUAAUGCAUAAACUCUUCAGUUUUCAUUUAAUACAAAACUUUUCAAUUACUGCAAUUAAUCUCAUGUUGUUAUACUUAAUAUACUUUUAAAUUAUGGCUUAAUGUUAAAUAAAAUUUAGGUUUUAUUAUUUUUUUUUCAUGAUAUAUGUAUUGUAACAACAUUCAUUAUUAACAUUCAGUGAUUAUCUUUCUGGGCAAACUUACGGUCCUUAGUAUCUGUAACACCAGGUGUUGUCCACAAGCAUUUAUGGCAUUUUGGGGUAAGGAUCAAUGAUCUGGAAGCUUUCAAUACUUUUUUUUUUCUUUUGCAUGUAUGUAUUAUCAUAUAGAUUGAAUAUAUUGUCAAAAUUAAAAGUGAUGUGAUGGCCAGCUAUAUGAUUGGUGCAGAGUAGGUUCCUCCCUCCUUAGACAGUGUUUCAUUGACACAAGACUCCUGUGGGAGCAGCCAGUCUAUUGUUGCAGAAUUAAGAAUUAUAUUAUUAAAAAUCUCAUGGUGCCAGAAAGGAUUGAGAUUGACUCCUACUAGUGAAUUGCUGUGCUGUGUGUCUGGUGAGGGGUGUUGAAGAGUUGAAGCUGACAACUUAAAGUGAAGCAUGUUUUUUUUUAUAUUUGAAUUGCAGUAUAACUUUACAAGUUUACCAAAAUAUUUAUGCCAAAAAUUAAACUCUUUCAGCAUCAUUGCCACUGACCACCACACAGGAUAAAGCUGCUGGACAAAACAAACAUGUGUCAGUAUCUCCCCAAAAAAGCAUACUAGAUUCAUCAACAACAUUAUCACUGUCUUAAAACUCAACCAGACCUGGGGUUCCACGGACUCUUGUCAUGUACUGUACAUAUCAAAAUGUGACUUUAUCCCCACAUUAAUCAUUAAUUUGUUGCCACUACUUAUUUGUCUUUCAGUUGUCAAUUCAAUUCAGGAGCAUAUUGGCCCACCAGUCAUGUGGAGUCCUACUGUGGUCAGAGCAGUAUUGUAGAGUGUGGUGGGUGGGUCAGCUGCCAGCAGACCCAUGUGGUCUGCUGGGGAAGUGUACAAAAUGUCUGCGUUAAGAGUUUAGUCACUGUAUAUAUCUAGAGAUUGGUUUGGAGUUCAUUAUAUUAAAGUGUUGUCAACUAA